Amphiprion ocellaris (clown anemonefish) is the source of this 3728-nucleotide messenger RNA. RefSeq names its product TNNI3 interacting kinase (gene tnni3k). The record is from RefSeq and is a predicted model, not a curated record. Gene Ontology annotation, molecular function: ATP binding; protein kinase activity; RNA polymerase II-specific DNA-binding transcription factor binding. Gene Ontology annotation, biological process: protein phosphorylation; regulation of transcription by RNA polymerase II. Gene Ontology annotation, cellular component: nucleus. The transcript has 25 exons. NCBI's taxonomy places the organism in Eukaryota, Metazoa, Chordata, Actinopteri, Pomacentridae. Bases 936 to 3443 code for a protein of 835 amino acids.
UAGAAGUCGCAAAACUACAAGAAUUAAAUGGAAAAAAAUGGCUUAAAAUGGAAUUUGAAUGCACAGGUGUUGAGAAAUUCUGAGGUAGAACUCAUAUUUAAAAACAAAAUCCCAUUCCAACUAUUUAUUUGUUACGAAUAAUAAUGUUCUGUGGAUGGAUGGAUGUUUAUUUCUCUAUACAUAAAGGAGAUAUAACAUAUAUAAAGACAAAAUAAAACUAAUUACAGAAAAAAAUUUACAUGUCAGCAUUAGAAAGUUGUUGAAUGAACAAAGUAAAUUAGGCCAAAUGCUACUUUAAGUUGAUCAAUGCAUUAAUCCACUAUCUUGGCAUUUCCACUGUUUUUGAUUAGUCAAAUGUAGGAAUUUAAUGUAAUUUAAUACAAAUAGGAGAUAUUCAGAACAACCAUGUAACACAAAUAAAGAUUUCAAGUAACAUCAGGUACAAAAGCUUCUGAUUAUCAACAGUGUUGGACCUGUUAAACUGGUAAAUAUGCCAACUCAUGCCAUGGUUAACAUUAUUAAAUGCUGCAUUGCAGUGCAAAAAUCCUGGGAGGAAUGCUGAUGUUCUCAGUUUUCUCCACAUUUUUCUAUUUCAUCAUCUUCUAUGAAACAUGCAUGACAGAAAAUGAUCCAAACUGAUCCACUAUUUUCCCCUCUCAGACCGUCCGGCACUCUCGCCUGCAUCAGAUUUCUUUCCGGGACACUGCAGGACACUGACCACCUGGUUUGUUUAAUACUGUAAAUACACACAAGAGAGUGAGAUCAGUUGUCAUAGUUGUUAGGCAUUGCACUCGGAGGGGUUUAUUUUUAGCCCACAGCCAUGAUCCCCCCUUUAUCUGGACCAGAGCAAUUGUGGCAGAGUGUGAGAUUGUGUUUCUGACUUACUCCUGCUCACCAAACUACACAGCACAAACAGAAGGAGAAGGAGCCACUUGAUGGGAAAUUACAAAUCGAGGCCGUCCCAGACAUGUACAGAUGAGUGGAAGAAGAAAGUUGGAGAAUCGUACUCUGUGAUAGUGGAGAAGCUGGACGAUGACUUCCAGCUUAAAGACAGCGAGCUGGCGGAUCUCAAACUCGCUUUCAGCUCUGACGAGGCUUUUCAGAAGGUGAAUGUGAGCUACCGAACGGAGAAGGGGCUGUCGCUGCUGCACCUCUGCUGCGUGUGUGGAGGGAACAAGGCCCACAUACGAACCCUGAUGGUCAAAGGCCUCCGUCCUUCCAGACUGACCAGAAAUGGAUUCACUGCUCUCCAUCUGGCUGCUUAUAAGGACAACGCUGAGCUGGUGACUGCACUCCUGCAUGGAGGCUCGGAUGUGCAGCAGGUGGGAUACGGAGCCCUCACCGCCCUGCAUGUCGCCACGCUGGCUGGGCAUCAUGAGGCUGCAGAUAUUCUCCUCCAGCAUGGAGCUUAUGUCAACGUCCAGGAUGCUGUGUUUUUCACCCCGCUGCAUAUUGCUGCCUACAACGGUCACGGACAGCUGGCAAAGCUGCUGCUGAAGUUUGGUGCAGAUGUGAAUGCAAGUGGUGAGGUGGGCGACCGGCCUCUGCAUCUGGCUGCAGCCAAAGGUCUUCUAGGGAUCAUCAAACUGCUGAUGGCUGAAGGGAGCAAAGCUAAUGUAAAUGCCCAAGACAAUGAAGAUCACGUUCCUCUCCACUUCUGCGCCCGCUUCGGACACCAUGAGGUCGUCCGUUUUCUUCUGCAGAGCAGCUCCGAUGUGCAGCCUCACUCUGUCAACAUCUACGGGGACACACCGUUACACCUGGCCUGCUAUAAUGGCAAAUUUGCAGCAGUGAAGGAGAUAAUACAGUUCUCUGGUACAGAAAGUCUUUCUAAGGAGAACAUUUUCAGUGAAACAGCACUUCACAGUGCAUGCACCUACGGCAAAGACCUGGAGAUGGUGAAAUUCUUACUGAGCCAGAACACUAUGAGCAUCAACCAUCAGGGCAGAGAUGGCCACACAGCUCUGCACAGCGCCUGUUUCCACGGCCACAUCCGCCUGGUGCAGUUCCUGCUGGAUAACGGUGCAGACAUGAACCUCGUGGCCUGCGAUCCCAGCAGGUCCAGUGGAGAGAAAGACGAGCAGACGUGCCUCAUGUGGGCUUACGAGAAAGGUCAUGAUGCCAUCGUCACUUUACUAAAACACUACAAGCGUCCUGAUGACUCCCCCUGCAAUGAGUACUCCCAGCCAGGAGGGGAUGGGUCCUACGUUUCUGUCCCGUCUCCUCUCGGAAAGAUCAAAAGCAUGACUAAAGAGAAAGCAGAAGUUCUUGUGCUCAGGGCCAGCCUCCCGUCUCAUUUCCACCUUCAGCUGUCUGAGCUGGAGUUUAAUGAAAUUAUUGGAUCAGGCUCCUUCGGAAGAGUCUACAGAGGCAAAUGCAGGAACAAAAUCGUCGCCAUAAAACGCUACCGAGCCAACACGUACUGCUCAAAAUCGGACGUGGACAUGUUCUGUAGGGAGGUUUCCAUCCUCUGCCGCCUCAACCAUCCCUGCAUCAUCCAGUUUGUGGGAGCGUGUCUGGACGACCCCAGUCAGUUCGCCAUCGUCACCCAGUACGUCUCCGGAGGAUCGUUGUUCUCGCUGCUGCAUGAGCAGAAGAGGCUUAUCGACCUGCAGUCCAAGCUCAUCAUUGCCAUCGACGUGGCCAAGGGCAUGGAGUACCUGCACAACCUCACCCAGCCCAUCAUCCACAGGGACCUCAACAGUCACAAUAUUCUGCUUUAUGAGGAUGGGCAUGCGGUGGUGGCUGAUUUUGGAGAGUCCAGAUUUCUUCAGUCCGUUGAUGAGGAUAACAUGACCAAGCAGCCAGGGAACUUGCGCUGGAUGGCUCCUGAGGUGUUCACCCAGUGCACUCGCUACUCAGUGAAGGCCGACAUGUUCAGCUACGCCCUCUGUCUGUGGGAGCUGCUCACUGGAGAGAUUCCCUUCGCUCACCUAAAACCUGCUGCUGCAGCAGCAGAUAUGGCUUAUCACCACAUCCGGCCACCUAUUGGCUACUCCAUCCCUAAACCCAUCUCUGCACUUCUGAUGAGAGGCUGGAACUCCUGCCCAGAGGACAGGCCUGAGUUCUCUGAAGUGGUUUCCAACCUGGAGGAGUGCUUGUGCAAUGUGGAGCUGAUGUCUCCAGCCUCCAGUAACAGCAGCGGCUCCCUGUCACCCUCCUCGUCCUCCGACUGUCUGCUGGGCCGAGGAGGACCCGGUCGGAGCCACGUCGCUGCCCUUCGCUCCCGAUUUGAGCUCGAAUACGCUCUCAACACUCGCGCCUACGCCUUCUGGACUCAGAGCGAGCGUCGGCGAGCAUCUGGAGGCCUCACACUGGAGGAACUGAGGAGGAGUAUGCAGUUCUCUCCCAUUGAUCGAAAUGGGUACGUUUCUGAUCCAAUGAGCACCAUGAGAUUAAGUUCUUCUUUCAGCAGCAGCGGCAGCUUCGAGGACAGUAACUGAACCCGUUUUAAGCUGCAAACCUUUUUUAUUAUUUCCAUAUAACUGGCAUUUUGUGAAUUCAUUUUAGGUAAAACCGAAGUAGGAGACCAGUAAAUAGAGAUAUUACUAACCAACUUUAAUGUGCAUUGCAAACCUCAAUAUCAUAUGUUGGAUUUAUUUAUUUACUGCAGUAUGUAAAAAAAAAUGUGUGUAUUUUCUUGAGGCUUUUACAUCUUGUAAGGAUUUUGUGUGACAAAUUUUGAUUUUAUGUAUGUGCUUUGCAAUAAAGUACAGAAUGAUCAUGAA